Molecule: messenger RNA, 997 nt
Organism: Tetranychus urticae (two-spotted spider mite)
Lineage: Eukaryota; Metazoa; Arthropoda; Arachnida; Trombidiformes; Tetranychidae
Source: RefSeq, a predicted model, not a curated record
GAAUGAAACAACAUAUCACUUUUGAUUGAACAAUCAGUUAAUCAACUAUUAAAUCAACUCUAACUCUUAUUUUCUUUUGUUGUUUCAACAUCAAAUAAAAACAAAACCAAAAUGAUGAUCAUCGCAGUUGUCGCUUCACUCAUUGCCGUCGCUCAAGCUGGUAUCGUUGCCGGACCCGCAUACGCAGCAGCUCCAAUCGCCUAUGGACCUGCCUAUGCUGCACCAAUCAUCGCCAAAGCACCAGUCGUUGCCGUUCCCAACAUUGUUACAUCAUACUCAAGCUCAGUCUCACAUGUUGCUCCAGUCGCAGCUCCAGUUGUUGCCAAAGUAGCCGCUCCAGUCGUUGCUGCUCCAGCCUAUGCAGCCCCAGCCUUCGCAGCUCCAGUUGUCCACAAAGUUGCUGCUCCAGCUUACGCUCCAUACCCAUACGCUGCUCCAGCCUUCGCUGCCCCAGUCGUCCACAAAGUUGCUGCUCCAGUCCUUGCUGCACCAGCUUUCGCUCCCCAAAUCUACCACUAAAUGUGAUACUCUUCAUUGUUAAAUUGUUUCAUCUUCUGUUACAAUCACUGCCUUACAAACAUGCAAAUCGGAAUUCAAUACCUUUUACCCUUUUCCUUAUCCAAACCCAAUCCCAACAUCCAACCAACACCCUUCUCCUUUCCCACUGUGAUUCCAGUUUCAGUUGAUUAUCGCUAGUAAACACUCGUUGGUCCAAUGAGUCAAAUCGAAUCACUUCACCGAAAAAAUAUUCACCAAAAAAAAGUUCUUCAUUUAAAUGUCAAUAUCACUCUUCUUCACCACUCCAAUCUGCUCAACACUUGCUUGCCAAAUUACAUUUUUGGUUUUGUGGUAAAAUAUCAACUUCAAUUGUUACCAACUGUAAACUCUGUAAAAUCAAAGUGAGCAAUUAAUAUAUUGUCAUUUAAUGAUACCAAAAACUCACCAAAAGCAAAUAAAAGUGAAUUAAUUAUUCCGUUAUUUUUUGAAAACAAGAAAA